ACUGUUCUCAGUAUUCACAGUGCCAUUCCUCUCCCUCCAGUGAUAGAUCCGCAUCUGUAAAGGAAAAUUUUUCGCAUAUGGAUCUCACCUUCUAUUUCUUCAAAUGCUGCUGAGAUCACGAAAUGGAUUUCACUGAGGCUUAUAAGCAGACCGGUCCCUGUUGUUUCUCUCCCAACGCCAGAUAUGUUGCCGUCGCCGUCGAUUAUCGCCUGGUGAUUCGUGAUACGUUGUCGUUUAAGGUUGUGCAGUUGUUUUCAUGCUUGGAUAAGAUAAGCUAUAUUGAAUGGGCGCUUGAUUCUGAAUACAUUCUUUGUGGUCUCUAUAAAAGGCCAAUGAUACAAGCAUGGUCAUUGAGUCAACCUGAAUGGACUUGCAAAAUAGAUGAAGGUCCUGCUGGCAUUGCUUAUGCUAGAUGGAGUCCAGAUAGUCGGCACAUACUUACCACUUCAGAUUUUCAAUUGCGUUUAACUGUUUGGUCACUUGUGAACACAGCAUGCGUUCAUGUGCAAUGGCCAAAACAUGCUUCUAAGGGGAUUUCUUUCACUAAAGAUGGAAAAUUUGCUGCAAUUUGUACACGGCGAGAUUGCAAGGAUUACAUAAAUUUGCUUUCAUGUUAUACAUGGGAGAUAAUGGGUACUUUUGCUGUGGACACGUUGGACUUGGCUGAUAUUGAAUGGUCACCAGAUGAUAGUGCUAUAGUGAUAUGGGAUUCACCUCUUGAAUACAAGGUUCUGAUUUAUUCCCCGGAUGGAAGGUUUCUAUUCAAGUAUCAAGCAUAUGAAAGUGGUCUUGGUGUAAAAACUGUUUCAUGGUCUCCUUCUGGCCAGUUUCUAGCCGUGGGUAGCUAUGAUCAGAUGUUGCGGGUGCUGAACCACCUGACCUGGAAAACUUUUGCUGAAUUUAUGCAUCUAUCUAAUGUUCGUGCUCCAUGUUGUCCUGCUGUUUUCAAGGAGGUGGACGAGCCUUUGCAUCUUGAUAUGUCUGAAUUAUGUUUGAGUGAUGAAUUUCUCCAAGGCAAUUCUGAUGUUGCAGAAGGACACAGAGUUAGGUAUGAGGUUACUGAAGUCCCUAUCACGUUGCCUUUCCAGAAGCCUCUUGCUGACAAACCAAACCCUAAACAAGGAAUUGGCCUCAUGUCAUGGAGCAGUGACAGCCAGUAUAUCUGUACUCGCAAUGAUAGCAUGCCAACUGCUCUCUGGAUAUGGGACAUACAUCAUCUUGAGCUUGCUGCCAUAUUGGUCCAGAAGGAUCCCAUCCGGGCUGCUGCUUGGGAUCCAACAUGCACACGACUUGUUCUUUGUACUGGCAGCUGUCACUUGUAUAUGUGGACUCCUUCAGGUGCUUACUGUGUGAGUAAUCCACUACCACAAUUUAGCAUAACUGAUCUGAAAUGGAAUUCAGAUGGAAGUUGUCUUCUCCUCAAGGAUAAGGAGUCAUUUUGCUGCGCCGCUGUGCCACUAUUGCCAGAAUCAAGUGAAUAUAGCUCAGAUGAUUGAGGUCCGCUCAGCUAAUCUAGAUAGCUGGCAGUUAGUGUAAAGAAAUUGUAACAAAAAAAAGGAAAAAGGAAAAGAAAAGAAAAUGGUACGUGUGAUCAACCAACCAGUUGUGGAUCUCUCCCCCGUAUCUUGUCUGCUAUGUUGUAUUUGGGUUUGGAAGGCUCCUCUUUGUUGUAGCUCAAGUGAACAUUUUGAUAUGUUGUAGAAUUAUAUUGCAUAGUGGCAUUUUCCUUAGAUCCUCA
Messenger RNA from Manihot esculenta (cassava), 1738 nucleotides. RefSeq names its product WD repeat-containing protein WRAP73. The transcript has 6 exons. Lineage: Eukaryota; Viridiplantae; Streptophyta; Magnoliopsida; Malpighiales; Euphorbiaceae. Gene Ontology annotation, biological process: protein localization to mitotic spindle pole body; mitotic sister chromatid segregation; microtubule anchoring at mitotic spindle pole body. Bases 123 to 1496 code for a protein of 457 amino acids. Gene Ontology annotation, molecular function: protein binding. The record is from RefSeq and is a predicted model, not a curated record. Gene Ontology annotation, cellular component: MWP complex; microtubule organizing center; mitotic spindle.